AUGUUUAGGAAAUUUAAGGGCCUCCUCAGUGGCCCGCAGGCGCCAACGGCUCCUGGGACCACCAGAGUGGCCCCCGACCCAUCUCCAGCUCCAGCUCCGGCUCCAGCUCCGGCUCCAGCUCCAUCUGGAGGCGAUUUUUCUAAAUCUUCUCCUUUCUCAGACCCGACCCCAGCCCCUGCUCCAGCCCCAACUCCAGCCCCUGCUCCAGCACCAGCCUCAGGCCCGACCCCUGCUCCAGCGCCUGGCACUGCAGCAGCUCCACCUAACCCUGAUCAAGCUGGACCUGAUGGACAGGAGCAGCCCCCUCCUCCGCCCCUGCCCAUCGUCAUCAACAGGUACUCAGACGAUCAGCUCCGGUCCAUCAUCAAGCUGAUGAGGGAGAGACAGGCGCUGUACAAGGAGAAAGUGUUGGAUCAGUACGCUUCUUCCCCUGAGAUCACCCCUCCUGUCACUCCUCUGCUCCGCAAAGACAACUACGCAAUACUCAUCGAGGAGAGGAAGAGACAAGCCGAGGAGGAUCGGAUAAAGAAGGAGGAGGCGGAUAAGAAGAAGAAAGAGGAGCAGGAGCAGAAGAAGAAGGAUAAUGAACAGAAGAAGAAGGAGGAUGAGGAGAGAAAGAAGGUGGAGAUGGAAGAACAGAAGAAAUUGGAGAAAGUGGCCCUGAAGACCAAGGUGACCGAAGCCGCGUGGCGCGCUGUGGACUCCAUGCUGAAGCCGUUUGAGGACAGUAUGGAUUCUGUGGUGGGGCAAACCAUCGACCCUUUCACAGACCGCAGCUACAUCGCCUGGCUGAGCGUGGUGACCCUGGCCUUCAACUACAACACCUGGUUCAUCACGGCCCGCCUGUGCUUCCCGUACCACACGGCGGGCGCCAUCCCUUUCUGGUUCACACUGGACCUGCUAGCUGACCUCGUCUACCUCAUCGACUCCAUCCUCUUCCAGUCCCGCAAGCAGUUUGUCAAAGGUGGAGACAUCAUAAAAGACAGAGAAAUGACUAAGAAGAACUACAGGGCGUCAGAGAGAUUCAAGAUAGACAUGCUGUGUCUCAUUCCUUUCGACUUGCUAUACUUGCAGUUUGGAUUCAAAUCCAUUUUCCGAGUCAAUCGUCUGCUGAAGGUGGAUACGUUCUUUGAGUUCAGUGAUCGUCUGGAGAGCCUCAUGUCCAAGGCGUACAUCUGGAGAGUGAUUCGGACCAUCGGUUAUCUGCUCUUCAUGCUCCACCUCAACGCCUGCUGCUACUACGUGGCCUCAGAGUACCAGGGCAUCGGCAAAACUAAAUGGGUCUACUCCGGCCUCGGCAGCGCGUACCUGCGUUGUUACUACCACGCUGUCCGCAGUCUGAUCAACAUCGGGGGGCUUAGCGAGCCCCACACCGUCUUUGAGAUUACCUUUCAGAUGACUAACUUUUUCACGGGCGUCUUUGUGUUCUCCAGUCUGAUCGGACAGAUGAGAGAUGUCAUAGGUGCAGCCACAGCCGGACAGACAUACUUCCGAGCCUCCAUGGACAACACCGUGGAUUACAUGGUGAACAGCCGCAUCCCACCGACGGUGCAGAACAGGGUCCGCACCUGGUACACGUACACCUGGGACGCUCAGGGCAUGCUGGAUGAGUCAGAGCUGCUGGACAAAAUGCCUCUGGUGAUGAGAACCGCCAUCGCCGUGGACAUCAACCUGACCACUUUUCAGAAGAUUGAACUUUUCAAGGGCUGCGACCAGCAGAUGUUGGUGGACAUGUUGCUGAGGCUCAAGUCAAUCGUCUACCUACCUGGAGACUUUGUGGUGAAGAAAGGGGACAUCGGUAAAGAGAUGUACAUCAUCAAAGGAGGAGCAGUGCAGGUAGUGGGAGGACCUGACAACAGCAUUGUGUUUGUCACACUGAAGGCCGGCUGCGUGUUCGGAGAAAUCAGCCUGUUGCAGUCUUCCAAAGACGGAGGAAACAGGCGCACAGCUAACGUCAAAGCGUACGGUUUCGCUAACCUCUUUGUCCUGGAGAAGAAGGACCUGUUUGACAUCCUCGUCCACUACCCCGAAUCUCAGAAAGUUCUUGCCAGGAAGGGAAGGAAACUAAUGAAGGCCAAGGGUCCUGCAGCAGUGAAGGUCGAUGAGGAAAAGAAGAAGGGACUCGCUCUGUUUGGACCCAAACCAGGGACGCCCAAACUGCUGCGAGCCGUCGGUGGAAACUUCAACAGAAAUUUCAUCGACAGGAUGAAGGCUGCUGCUGCCGGAAACUGA
Messenger RNA from Limanda limanda (common dab), 2232 nucleotides. RefSeq names its product cyclic nucleotide-gated cation channel beta-3-like. The record is from RefSeq and is a predicted model, not a curated record. Gene Ontology annotation, molecular function: intracellularly cAMP-activated cation channel activity; cGMP binding; protein-containing complex binding. The transcript is spliced from 16 exons. Lineage: Eukaryota; Metazoa; Chordata; Actinopteri; Pleuronectiformes; Pleuronectidae. Gene Ontology annotation, biological process: monoatomic cation transmembrane transport. Gene Ontology annotation, cellular component: photoreceptor outer segment; plasma membrane; intracellular cyclic nucleotide activated cation channel complex. The coding region runs from base 1 to 2232 and encodes 743 amino acids.